This is a messenger RNA of Pollicipes pollicipes, 4319 nucleotides long. RefSeq names its product tight junction protein ZO-1. Gene Ontology annotation, molecular function: cell adhesion molecule binding. Gene Ontology annotation, biological process: cell-cell junction organization; cell-cell adhesion; protein localization to cell-cell junction. Bases 133 to 3999 code for a protein of 1288 amino acids. The transcript has 22 exons. The record is from RefSeq and is a predicted model, not a curated record. NCBI's taxonomy places the organism in Eukaryota, Metazoa, Arthropoda, Thecostraca, Pollicipedomorpha, Pollicipedidae. Gene Ontology annotation, cellular component: plasma membrane; bicellular tight junction.
CCGAGUCGAGAGGCCCGAGCAGCGUCGGAGACCGCCAGUCGCCGCCGGCCGAGAGCGUGCAGGUGCGUGCGUGCGUGCGCCAAGGUGCAGGCAACGAUUGUGGACUGCGUGCGGGGAUGCGUGGCGGCUGACAUGCGGAUGGAUCCGGACGUCGGCGCGCAGGGAGGUGAAAGGGUGGUCUGGGAGUACCACAGCGUUUCACUGAACCGCGUGCCUGGCUAUGGCUUUGGUAUCGCGGUCAGCGGUGGUCGCGACAACCCGCACUUCACCACCGGUGACCCCAGCAUCGCUAUCUCAGACGUGCUCAAAGCCGGACCGGCCGAGGGAAAAUUGCACGUCAACGACCGCGUGCUCAGCGCCAACGGGGUCUCCCUGGAGAGCGUCGACUACGCCACGGCCGUGCAGGUGCUGAAGGACUCGGGCCAGCUGGUGCAGCUAUACAUCAAGCGGCGCGUGGUGCUGCCAGCCAUCGGCGAGCCGCAAACCAUCCGCCUGACACUCACCAAGACCCGACGCAAGGACGACUUCGGCGUGGUGCUCGGCUGCCAGCUGUACGUGAAGGAGAUCACUGGCCGGCCAGCCAUCGCUGAGCGGGACGUCACACUGCAGGAGGGCGACGUGGUGCUGCGGCUCAACCACCUGCCGGCCGACGGCAUGCCACUGAAGGAGGCGCGCCGCAUCCUGGAGGCGGCCAAGGAGCGGCUGAGCCUGACUGUGCGCCGCCAGCCCAGCGCCGCCGCCCUGCAGGGCAAGGAGAGUCCAUCGCACCACCAGACGCGCUCGCCGUCGGACGGCCGUCCCAGCUACGGCGCUAGCCAGAACCUGUACGUGCAGCCGCCGACUCGGUCCGACCGCGACCACCGCGCUGCUGGUCACCCGGACAGCAAGAACAACCUGGUCAGGCAGAACGGCCGGUCCCGUGGCCCUCUGAUGGACAUCUCGCUGAGUCAGCUGGACCAGCCGGCCACGCCGCUGCUACACGGCCAGCGGGAGCCGACGCCGCCGCGGCCGCCGCCACCGCGAGACGCCGUGGACGCACCCUUGCCGAACGGUGUGAGCGGCUCUCACCACCCGCAGAACUCCGAUUUUUACGAGUCGAGAAGGCAAGCCAGCUACGAUCAACAUUCACCCCAAUCCAAAGGACCAGCGCCGGAUCCGCGGUUCGUCAGUUUCCAGAAGGAGGGCUCUGUUGGUAUCCGAUUGACAGGCGGCAACAAGACGGGCAUCUACGUGACGGCAGUGCAGGCCAGCUCGCCGGCUGCCGUCCAAGGCCUCCAGCCGGGCGAUAAGAUCAUCAAGGUGAAUGGGAUGGAGAUGAAGGGAGUGACGCGGGAGGAGGCGGUGCUGUUCCUGCUCAGUCUUCAGGACCAGAUCGACCUCAUCGUGCAGUACAAGAAAAACGACUACGACCAACUCGUAGCUUCACAACAGGGUGACUCGUUCUAUAUUAGAACACAUUUCAACUACGAACAGGCAAACAAGAGUGAGCUGAGUUUUCGGAAAGGCGAUAUCUUUCACGUAGUAGACACGCUGAACAUGGGCGUGGUAGGAGCGUGGCAAGUGUAUAGAAUAGGGCGCAACAACGAGGCGACGCAGAAGGGCGUGAUCCCUAAUAAGUCGCGCGCCGAGGAGCUGGCCACCGCCCAGUUCAACGCCGCCAAAAAGGAGCAGACGUUCAGCGAGGCACGCAGCCGUCUCUUCAGCCGGCGACGGCGCCAGCGGCGCUCCAAGUCGCUCGGCAAGGACCACUGGGAGGACCUGGUGUUCGCCGACUCGGUCUCCAAGUUCCCGGCCUACGAGCGGGUGGUGCUGCGCGCCGCCGGCUUUGUGCGCCCAGUGGUGCUGUUCGGAGCGCUGGCCGAUGUGGCGCGCGAGCAGCUGCUCAGCGACCUGCCCGACCGACUGGCAUCGCCACAGCUGGUGCCGGGCGCCGAGUCCAAGUCAAACGGGUCGGGCAUCAUCCGGCUGAGCGCCAUCCGCGAGCUGGUGGAGCGCGGCCGACACGCCCUGCUCGACGUCACGCCCAACGCCGUCGACCGGCUCAACUACGCCCAGCUGUACCCCAUCUGCGUGUUCCUGCGUGCCGAGAGCAAACACGCGAUCAAGGAGGCGCGCGGCACCCGCGCGGCCGAUCAGUCUCACCACAAGUCCAGCAAGAAGAUAUACGAGCAGUGCAUGAAGCUGGAGAAGCUGUGGUCGCACUUAUUCACGGUCACCGUGACCAUCGCCGACGCCGACAGCUGGUAUCGCAAGGUCAAAGAGCUGAUUGACAAACAGCAGAACGCACCCAUCUGGAUGUCGGAGACAAAACCGAUCGAGAUGUGCUCGGACAUCUUCCUGCUGCCCACCUCUGAGGACCCGUUCCUGCAGCCCCACUUCCAGCCCGGGCCGUCCCCGCCUCCCGCACCACUGGGGCGGCCGCCUGCACCCGAGCUGCCACCCCCGGUGCCCCCUCCGCCGCUGCCACCUCAGCCGCUCUCGUACUACGACACGCUGGCCGAGGAGCUGGAUUCGACCCUGCGUCCGCUGCCCGUGUACCGCGCCCGCCCGCUGCCGCCGCCCCUGUCGCCGCCGCCGCUGCACGACAUGGCGCCGCCUCUGCAUGACCGCACGUUCGACUCGGAGUCCGUGUACAUCUACCUUCCCGGCGAGUCGUUUUCGGACGACUUCCUGUUCCCGAUGACGGCGCGGCUGUCGUACGCCUCGUCGCCCGAGUCGGACCCGGAGGGGGCUGAGGCAUCGCCGGGCCGGGCGCCGCUUGUCUCGCCGGCCGCCUCCGACCCGCACCUGCUGCGGAGCGCGUCCGACCCGAGCCUGGGCGCCGAGGAGCUGCCGCCGCCGCUCGCCGCGCUGCCCGGCCCGCCGCCCUACUCCCCGCACCAGGAGGACGCGCCGCGGCCGGUGGGCCAACGUCACUCGCACGGCGGCGACAGUCGGUACGGCUUCUCGUCAGCGCGGUACGCGGCCGAGGAGGCGCACCAGUCGCCGCUGCACCACUCACCGCCGGCGGCGCUGCAGGACCGGCAUCACCGCUCCUCGCUGCAGGACCACCCGCCGCCACACCGGACGGCGAUCCAGGAACGGCCGCCGCACCACCGCACGUCGCUCCAGGACCACCCGCAGCCGCACCGAACCUCGCUGCCCGAGGCGCCACCCAAGGUGGACCGUAGCAGCAAGCCCGUCUCGGCCGUGGUGGGCACGCGCAGCUACGGCCGCGCAUCUGGUGGCCAGAUGAGGAACUACCUGGACCGCGAUGACGUUAACUACAUGAACGCCGGCAAAAAUUACACGCUGGACAGGCUAAAGUCGAGCCAUUACGACAGCACGUCGUCGUACGAGUCUUACAACCGCCUGAACAACAUGCACGACGACCUGAAGGCGCGCUCGAUGCCGCUGGAGCCGCGCGAGACGGGCUCGCCGCCCGGCUACGGGCCGCGGCCGCACGACCCGUACCGGUUCACUCGCAGCACAGCCCAGCCGCUGCGCUCGCCGGACCGGGAGCCGGGGCCGCGCGGCCUCAGCGGACGGAACGACUACAAGCUGAUGCCGCCGCCGAAAAGCGGCCCCACCUACAAGCCGAUCCCGCCGCCCAAGCCGAAGGGCGGCCGCGGCGCGCCGCCGCCGACCGGCGAGGCGCACCGGCGGCCGGCUGGCGCGCCCGACUCUCCGCUGCGCAAGACGCCCGACUCGCGCGGCAGCCGCGAGGACUUCGCCGGCUACCUCACCAACGGCGACGACGGCGGCGGCUUCGACUCCGGCCAUGGCUCCAGCCUUGACCGCAACUGCGACCUGGCCGGUCGCACCUACAUGAACAUGAACGUGAAGCCGGCCGGCGCGCCCGGGUACUACCUGAACGCGCCGCCGCCGGGGUCGGCACGUGAGCCGCCGCAGCCCGGCGGCCUGGAUCUGAGCACGCGCGACCAGCGCGGCAGCGCGUUUGAACUGUACCGUAAGCCGGCCGACUCGAGGUACCCCGCCUUCCCGGACGGUGCGAGGUAAAGGCCUCAGACGCGGCCGGCCCGAGGUAUCCCGCCUUCCCGGACGGCGCGAGAUAAAGGCCUCAGACGCGGCCGGCCCGAGGUAUCCCGCCUUCCCGGACGGCGCGAGGUAGUGGCCUCAGACGAGGCCGGCCCGAAGUAUCCCGCCUUCCCGGACGGCGCGAGGUAAAGGCCUCAGACGCGGCCGGCCCGAAGUAUCCCGCUUUCCCGGACGGCGCGAGGUAGUGGCCUCAGACGCGGCCGGCCCGAAGUAUCCCGCCUUCCCGGACGGCGCGAGGUAAAGGCCUCAGACGCGGCCGGCCCGAAGUAUCCCGCCUUCCC